AUGAGAUUUCAGAAAUUCUUGCAUGACCAAUUUCCAAAGAUACUAAAAAAAAAAAGCAACAAAGCAACUAAUAUUGAUUCUGUAUCCAAUGAUAAAAUUUCUACUACAAUUUCUACAACUUUUAAGAUAUCAAAAACUGUGCCAAAAAAGCAAGCAACUUUUAAUAGCUACAUUUCAUGUCCAUUAUCUGAAAAAGAUAAACCAUAUUUUGAAAACUUGUUAUUAUAUAUGAUCAUAUUAAAUAGACUUUCUUUCACUUUUAUGGAGAAUCAUGAAAUGCAAAAUGUUUUUAAUUUUAUUGUACCAGCCUUAAAGUUGCCCAAUCAACAAGCAUUAAAAGAAUCAACAGAAACUUUUUUAUAUGCUACAACUAAUAAUAAAGAGAGCAAUUUAUUAGCUUCUGACAAUUCAACAACUCAGUCAAGCAAAACUUUUGAGGUAACUGAUAAGGAUAUAAUUGAUGAUACUGAAACUUUUAAUGAAGAACAUUGGUCACAUAUGAUUAAAAACUGGGUUAAUACUUUAAAUAAUAAGGAUAGUGAUGAAAUUGCAAAUAAUGAAUUAUUUAAAGUUGAGUUAGGUGAAUGCACUACUCAUUCAGCAGAUAAUCUAUUGGUGAAAUAG
Cetraspora pellucida is the source of this 624-nucleotide messenger RNA. The record is from the annotation of a GenBank genome assembly. NCBI's taxonomy places the organism in Eukaryota, Fungi, Glomeromycota, Glomeromycetes, Diversisporales, Gigasporaceae.